UUGUUAUUAUUUUGUUGUUAUUUUGAGUUACACGUGUUCUUUGCAAUGCUAUGUCACUUUUUGUUUUGAUAUUAUUUUCUCCUCGUGUGAAGACGAGGAAAAAAAUCCUAAUUCACUUCCGGGUCACAGGCAGGAGGACCGUGGAAACAAAACAGAGAAAUGAGAAGAGGCCAAAGAGAGAAUCAUCUAAAGUCCGUUAUUGUUCUUCUGUCCUCCGCUUCGACUCUGUUUCAUGAGCCAGCGGGUAAGUGAAGCUGUCGAGGAGAAAUUUGGACAUUUAGAGAAAACAAUACCAGAGAUGGACCGAGGAGGGAGCUGUUUUACCACCGCGGCUAACAUGCUAACCUUUUCUGUGCCACGUAAGUUAAGAAACAGCCGGAGGGACCCACCAGAGUCUGGGUGUGUGGAUAAACAUGUUUAAACGGACUUUCUGCAGGACUCAUCUCCUGUCAGCCAAGAAUGCUAACUGAUGUUAGCGUAGCUUGCUAGCUGGAAAUAGACGGGAGUCGGCCACAGUUCUGGUUGGAGUAACGUCGAUAGAGUCCAAACUGUAUUUUUCAUUUAGUAAAAAUGUCCGAGCAGGAACUCCAAAGGUCCAAAGAGGAGAACCAGAGACACAGGAAACUACUGGACGCUGUUUUCCAGCCUGAAGUCCGGUUACACAGAGCAGACGUCCAGCUGCUGUUGGUGAGUAAAGAAGAGGUUCCCCCUGAGCAGCAGCAGCAGUGGAGCCCCAGGCUGGACCAGGAGGACCCACUAGAGCCCCCAUACAUUAAAGAGGAACAGGAGGAACUCUGGACCAGUCAGGAGGGAGAGCAGCUUCCAGGGCUGGAUGAGGCUGAUAUCACCAAGUUCCCAUUCACUCCUGUCCCUGUGAAGAGUGAAGAAGAUGAUGAUGAGAAACCUCAGUCCUCACAGCUUCAUCAAAGCCAGACUGAGGAGAACAGAGACGCAGAACAUAUAAAAAUAGAAACUGAUGGAGAGCUCUGUAGAGGACCAGACCCAGCCAGGAACUUUGAUCCAGAUAGUCAUUUACAACCAGCUACUCAUGACAAGAUUUCACCCUCCUCUGAAUCGGAUACUGAUGACAGUUGUGAUUGGGAGGAGACCAGGGAUCCUCAGCCAGGUUUCUCAAAAGCUUUUAGCUGCUCAGUUUGUAAAAGAAGUUUCAGUCAGAAAAUACAUUUGGUCCAACACACGAGAAGGCACACUGGGGAGAAACCAUUUAGUUGUUCAGUUUGUGCCAAAAGAUUUGCACAUAAAGGUAAUCUGACUGAACACUUGCGUGUUCACACAGGGGAGAAACCGUUUAGCUGUUCAGUUUGUGGCAAAACUUUUGCACAUAAGGGAAAUCUGAACGAUCAUUUGCGUGUCCACACUGGGGAGAAACCAUUUAGCUGUUCAGUUUGUGGCAAAACUUUUGCACAUAAGGGAAAUCUGAACGAUCACUUGCCUGUCCAUGCAGAAGAGAAACCAUUUAGUUGCUCAGUUUGUGGUAAAAGAUUCCCCCGAAAGAAAUCCUUUUCUGCUCAUAUGAAACUUCAUUCUGAUGGAAAACCUUUCAGCUGCUCAGUUUGUAAAACAAAUUUCAGUAAGCGACCACAUUUGGUCCAACACAUGAGAAUCCACACAGGGGAGAAACCAUUUAGUUGCUCAGUAUGUGGGAAAAAAUUUGCACGUAAGGAACAUCUGAGAGUUCAUUUGCCUGUCCAUGCAGGGGAGAAACCAUUUAGUUGUUCAGUUUGUGGUAAAAGAUUUUCACAAAAGGGGGCAAUGAGGAGGCACCUGAAAGUCCAUACACGAGAAACCAUUUAGCCGCAGUGCUUUCAGUAAAAGAUUCGCUUUGCUCGAGACUGUCAAAUACCCCAAGUGUCCUGGUGAGAGCAGUGGAAAUAAAUAAAUUCUCAGCAGGAUUGAAGAACUGAGGACAGGACUUGUCGCAACACUAAUCAGCUAAAAACUGUGAUACAGACUCCCAAAUAUGUUUUUCUUUGUCUUAUCUUUUUAGCCACAUGUUUUACUGGCACCGUUUUUAGUUGUACAAUGUGUUUAAAUUGUAUAAAAGUAUUUGACGUCA
Micropterus salmoides (largemouth bass) is the source of this 2077-nucleotide messenger RNA. Its product is annotated as gastrula zinc finger protein XlCGF57.1-like. The transcript has 3 exons. The record is from RefSeq and is a predicted model, not a curated record. Gene Ontology annotation, cellular component: PcG protein complex; transcription regulator complex. Lineage: Eukaryota; Metazoa; Chordata; Actinopteri; Centrarchiformes; Centrarchidae. Gene Ontology annotation, molecular function: RNA polymerase II cis-regulatory region sequence-specific DNA binding; DNA-binding transcription factor activity, RNA polymerase II-specific. Bases 571 to 1815 code for a protein of 414 amino acids. Gene Ontology annotation, biological process: regulation of transcription by RNA polymerase II.